This is a messenger RNA of Menidia menidia (Atlantic silverside), 1532 nucleotides long. The record is from the annotation of a GenBank genome assembly. Lineage: Eukaryota; Metazoa; Chordata; Actinopteri; Atheriniformes; Atherinopsidae.
AGGAAUGAGGGGGUCAAAACUUCCCCAGUGGAGUUAGGUAACGGCUGCCAGGAAUGGGCUGGGCCUCUGGCAGCGAUGAGGCAACACUGGUCCCAUGUGUGUAUAAAUACCUCUGAACUGGCCACACUCCCUCAUCAGGCUGUGUAAAAAAGGGUUGGAUCUGGAGAAUAUCCCUGGCCGAGAGAACCGCUGUCCAUCACUGACAUCGCUGAGGAAUAAUUUGGAGACAUUGCAGUGUACAUCGGUGCCCUGACACCCAUGAGAGAGAAGACCUUUCCAGGCUAAUCUUCAGCAGAUUUAAAACCAACGAACCCCACAAAAAAAAUGAAGGCAUUCAGCAUUGCAGUUGCAGUGACACUCGUGCUCGCCUUUAUUUGCAUUCUGGAGAGCUCUGCCGUCCCAUUAACUGGGGUCCAAGAGCUGGAGGAGGCAGGGAGCAAUGACACUCCAGUUGCGGCGCAUCAAGAGAUGUCAAUGGAAUCGUGGAUGAUGCCGAGCCCCAUCAGGCAGAAGCGGCAGAGCCACCUCUCCCUGUGCAGCCUGUGCUGCAACUGCUGCAAGAGCUACAAGGGCUGCGGCUUCUGCUGCAGGUUCUGACGAUUCCCCGCAACCACCGCGCUAUUUUCAUUUAUUAUGUUUUUUGUUUUUUCCUCUCUUCUCAAAGAAAUGACCUUUUGCGUACCUCCUCCUUUGGAGCAUUUACUGUUCCUGUUUUUUUAGUUUUUUUUUAGAGAAAUGAUUCACAGAGUUGCACAAACAAAUGAGGAGUAAAAAUCCUUUGUAUUUAUUUUAUGUAAGUCAAGUUUUUCACCCUUUUUUUAUAAGCUGAAUGAACUUUUCCUAUUUAAAAAUGAGCCAUCUGUGGCUGUUUUUCCUUGACAAUGUAUGAUGAUGAUGAUGAUGCUUAAUAAUAAAAAAAAUCAACAUUUGAUGUAUCAACAAAAAUGUUUUUGUGUCAUUAAUGAAUGCACAGAUGUUCAUUGAAUGGAAACAAGCUAAGUACCAUCAUACUCUGGCUUUGUGACCAAUUUUAAAACAAUUUGUUGUCUUAAUGACUCAUCAGUGUUAUUUCCUAUAAAUCAAGUUUGAUUAUGUUUGCAAAUCUCAAAAAUGUUGCUUUACAUUAAUCUGAACACCACAUGCUCAGAUUCAUAAGUUCAGGUGCUCCGCUUCAAAAAUCAAUAUAGUUUAAAAUACUGUGCAGAAUGUACAAUUUCCAUGUGUGUUUAACAUAUUUUUUUCAACUUUCCUCCAGAAGUAAUGACUAAAAGUAAAGUUGAUGAUGUAAUAGCAUUUAUCGUCAAAAGCGACUUUCACAAUGUUCUGAAGCUCUAUUAAAAGACAUGUUUAAAACAGGAAUAUUUUCCAAGUCAGACUAUGAAUACUUAUUUCAUAUUUCUGGCUUUCCAACAUGUCGUUAUGCAAGCUGAAGUUCAUGCACACAGGAAGUGUCAGCGUAAAAUCCAUAACUUCUGCAAUUGUCCACACAGAAUAUAUAUUGUGAUGACCACAACUUGACAACCAAAAACAUU